This is a messenger RNA of Durusdinium trenchii, 1350 nucleotides long. The record is from the annotation of a GenBank genome assembly. Lineage: Eukaryota; Dinophyceae; Suessiales; Symbiodiniaceae.
AUGUCCCAGCCUGUUCCGAAGAAUGUGACAGCCUGGCGGCUGAAUAACGCAGAGAAGGCUGAGCUUAAAAAGCGCGUGGCCGAUGGAGAAUCGGAGGCAGAGGCUAAGUACAGCCUGCAACUUGCCAAAGCUCUCGCCAAUGAAAGCCGCAAGAGUGCGGCUUUGGCCGUGGCGACCAACGCCUCCGAAGCGUCAGGAGGAACCGCGCCCAGAGCCAAGGCUAAGGCGAAGGCGGAGCCGCGUCCUUCGCCGUCUGCGGUGGAGGGGCCAAACCAAGGCUAUUACUCCGAGCUGCAGGCUUGCGAGCAGGCUAUCUUGGCCGAGUUUCCAGGUCUGGAAUUGGAAAGCCCGCUUCCACUGCACUCUGCGGCGGACUCCGUGGAUGCGGCCGCCGCAGGCGUGCAAGACCCAUUCGAUGCUGGGAAGGCACGCGUUGCUCUUUCAUUGCACGGCGUCUACAGGUGCAGCGUCAGCCUGUGGAGCUUGAACACGAAAGCAUCUCCAACUCCUGACAUCCCCAUGUCCAUGCGAAGAGUUCGUGACAUGGCUUCUUAUUUCUAUGGUGAGGAUGGGUCGAAGCCUGCUUUUAUGACAGGGAAGCAGAUAGAAGUGAUGGCUUGCGAUGCCAAUUCUGUUGCGGCUAGCCGCUUGCAGAUGGUUUCGCCGGAGGAGCUUGCGCACUCAAUGAUCAUUGGAUGCUCCAAUGCUCUCAAGUCAAAGUCGUGGCCAACUGUCAAAGCGACUUGGAAAGCAGUAAUGCUUUCGGUCCCGUGCUCCUUCAUUCUGAUGCUGCCAUCCAACCUGUGGAUGGAAGCGUUCAACCGGCGACAGAAUGUGCUCCAGCUGCACGAGAGUAUGGCAAGGACUGCGGUCCAAACAACAUUGGAGCUGAUGUCAAUGAAAUCCGUGGUGCAAGCGAUGGGACCUAGUUACCAAAAACUGAAAGAUGCAGACUUAGCUGCGGAGCUGACCAAGCUGGGCUGCAAGUCUGUGGUGGGAGGUCGAAAGUCCAAGGACGAUGAGGACUCUGGAGCCAUCACGGCAAAUCUGUUGACCAUCGCUCAGCAAGUGGCCAAGUCUGUGUUGACAAACCCUGCCUGCGUUGCAUCGCUUAUGCAACUGGAGCAAGAGUUUGGGACGCGCAGUCCCUUUCACCGCAUGGCGUCCCUGGGGGUGAUCGCGAAAAAACCCUCUAGCAGUGCUAUGCGAGAGUGGUGUUUGAAUUGUGUCGUGGACGGCAUGCUCUUUGAAUCGCUCUCGCCGAGCGACGUCAGCAAAGGGUCGCUGAGUGGCGACAAGCAUCACACUGGGUUGGUUACACUUUAUGAGAUGAAAUGGAAGGCUCCUUAG